AUGAUGUACGUAAGGAUAAAGAAGACAGAAAAUGUAAGAAAAGACGUUUGUCUACAAACCGAUCAGGUGCAGCAGCAGCAGCAGGAGCAGCAGCAGCAGCAGCAGGAGCAGGAGCAGCAGCAGGAGCAGCAGGAGCCUACAGCAUUCUAUAAAUUAUGGCAGCAGCAGCAGCAGCAGCAGCAGCAGCAGCAGCAGCAGCAGCAGCAGCAGCAGCAGCAGCAGCAGCAGCAGAGGCAGCUAAGGGAGACAGGAGAAGGACCAGCAAGAGAAAUAGUGCAGCAAUUGCUGCAGCAAAUAAGAUCUAGUUGGGGUUUAUGGCAUGUAGACAUAGGAGACACAGAAGAAAUUAAGUGUCUCCUAGGUGUCUCCAAUCAGCAGCAGCAGCAGCAGCAGCAGCAGCAGCAGCAGCAGCAAGAUGUAUGGCCUAGUAGGAAUAUAUGGAUAGUUAAACCCUGCAGCAACUCACGAGCAUCAGGUGUUAAACUCUUCUCUUCUCCAUUAGAAAUAUUAAGAUCUGGUCGUGGCUUACGUGGUCGUGUAGUGCAAAGAUACAUAGAAUCCCCUUUAUUAAUAAAAAAGAAGAAAAAGAAGAAAAAGUUUGAUAUAAGACUAUGGGAAAGAAAAAAAAAAGAAAAAAAAAAAGAGGAGAAGGAAGAGGAGGAAGAGGAGGAGGAGGAAGAGGAGGAGGAGGAGGAAGAAAAAGAAGAAGAAGAAGAAUAUAUAAAAGAAGGAGUAUUACCAUUAGAAUAUUUAAUAGAAUAUUUAUAUGCAUGCACAAAUAAAAAAGAUUAUUAUAAUAAUAUAUUAUUACCUAAAUUAAGAUUAUUAGUACUGCAUGCAACAAGAGCAGCAAGACCGCAUGUGCAGCAGCACAGCAGCAGCUUUGAGCUAUUUGGCUUAGAUAUACUUAUAGAUAAAUUAUAUAAUCCUUGGCUAAUUGAGGUUAAUCUUAGUCCUGCAUGCAGUAGUAGGCAGCCAUGGAUGCAUGCAUUACUUACAGAUAUGACGGAACAAUUACUUGAUCUUGUGCUGCAGCAACAAGAUCAGCAGCAACAGCAGCACAAACAGCAGCAGCAACAGCAGCACAAACAGCAGCAGAAACAGUAUCCUACUUAUUGUAUUAGAGGUGGGGGGGCCCCAAGGGGGGCCCCUUAUACAACAGAUGGAAACUUUUCUAUGAAUAGGGAUAACACAGGCUCGUCUUCUGCUCCUGCUGCACCUACUGCAGCAGAUGCAGCAGCAGAUGCAGCAGCAGAUGCAGCAGCAGCAGCAGCAGCAGCAGGAACAAAAGGACAGUGGGAGUUAAUCUUUGAUGAAAGUUUACCUCUUAAUGAGGCAAUUAAUAGAUUUGCUCCUUUGUACCCUCAGGACUGUACCCUCCAUGGGUCUACAUAUAUACAGCAAGAAGGGGGGGGGCCCCAGGGGGCCCCCCAUAUAGGAGGGGCCCCCAAAGGGGGGCCCCCCAUACAAGUUAGUAGCACACAAUUCAUAAAAGAAAUAUAUGCAGAGGGAGGAACAGCAGCAGCAUUGUCUUCUUGUAUAGGGAGAGCAGCAAAACAUGAAUUAUAUGUACAAGGAAAACAAUGUAUAUUCGCAUAA
Molecule: messenger RNA, 1599 nt
Organism: Eimeria maxima
Lineage: Eukaryota; Apicomplexa; Conoidasida; Eucoccidiorida; Eimeriidae
Product: tubulin-tyrosine ligase family protein, putative
Exons: 4
Coding region: 1-1599 (532 amino acids)
Biological process (GO): protein polyglycylation
Molecular function (GO): ATP binding; protein-glycine ligase activity, initiating
Source: RefSeq, a predicted model, not a curated record